Anopheles stephensi (Asian malaria mosquito) is the source of this 716-nucleotide messenger RNA. RefSeq names its product cysteine-rich DPF motif domain-containing protein 1. The record is from RefSeq and is a predicted model, not a curated record. The transcript has a single exon. Lineage: Eukaryota; Metazoa; Arthropoda; Insecta; Diptera; Culicidae. The coding region runs from base 257 to 676 and encodes 139 amino acids.
AUUGCUGCGCAUUGAGAAGGUUCUACCCGGAGGACAGCUUACGUUGAAUGUGGCAGGCGAAGCAAAUCCCAUUCCCUGUCACACUAGUAAACCUUCCUGGUGGCCCAAAGAGCUGAACACACGAACUUAAUUUUGUGUCCCCAUAUUUUGAGAAGAGCAAGAGAAAAAAUACGUUUUGCAAAGGAUUAUUAGCUUGUUUUUCUUUCUCUCUUUCUCGUUUUGCAUCCGGUAAACCGCUUCCUGUAAAAAAGCAGAAAUGAAGACAUCACAGCAUGCCUCGACGGAGCCGGCGGUGCGAGAGAAAGCCGUAUUAGCAACAGCAGCAGAAGAACCACAGCCGACUGUGAUCGCUUUUCGGUGUGAGCUGUGCGGUUUAAGCGAGAGCUGCGAUUAUCGAGGCCGCCGACCACCGUUUGCCAGCAAAAUUGAACUUCCCGAAGAGUGUUACGUAAUGCGCGAUCCAUUCGCGCCACCACCACAAGCCGUACCGGACAAACCGUCGAGCGAGCACUAUCUUCUGCUCGGUGCGAAUUGCAAUCUGUGCCGGAAGAGCGUCUGUAAAGCGAGUGCGUGUAGUUUUUUCUACGGGGCUACCUUUUGCCGGCAUUGUGCCACGAACCGGGUGCAGGAAUUUCCGCUCGAAGUGCGGAGCAAAAUAAAAAAGCAAUUUGCCUAGUUACCGUAGCUGUGCUAGGCACAGGGAUCAAUUCACUGAA